This is a messenger RNA of Delphinapterus leucas (beluga whale), 3029 nucleotides long. NCBI's taxonomy places the organism in Eukaryota, Metazoa, Chordata, Mammalia, Artiodactyla, Monodontidae. The record is from RefSeq and is a predicted model, not a curated record.
CUCCGGCAGGCCGAGGCGACGCCCGACUGGGUCCCUGUCGCGGAAGCUGGCCCGUCCGCUAUGGCCGCGGGGAGCGCCGCGGGGUGGGCCGUGGGGGCCCUCGGAGUGGUCUGCCUGUUGCUCCGGUUGGAUUUCAUUAGCUGUGAUUCCCAAGUAAUAUAUGGAGCCGUGAACAAGAAUGUAACUUUAUACACAUCGAGUUUUAAACCCUUUAAGGAGAUUGUGUGGAAAAGAGGAAAGGAUAAAGUUGUAGAAUGGGAUGACCAAUCUGAAGUCAGAGCUUUUCUGUCUUUUAAAGAUAGAGUUUACUUAGACACUGUGUCGGGGAACCUCACGAUCUGCAAGUUAACACCAUCAGACGAAGACGAGUACGGAAUUGAAUCCCCAAGUGUUAGAAAUAACAGCAAGUUCACCCUCAGAGUGAUCGAGUCUCUUCCAUCACCAGCACUAUCUUGCACAUUGAUUGAUGGGAACAUUACACUCCAGUGCUUGAUCCUGGAAGAUUACAACACCCAUCUAGAACUCAUACAGUACUCCUGGGACUGUCCUUCAACAAUACAGUGUCAGAGUGGCUCAAAACCAUCUGAAGUGUAUGUUACGAAGGAAGGUGAUCUAUCACAGGAAAUUCAGUGUAUCAUUAGCAAUCCAUUAUUCAGAAGGACAACAUCAAUCAUUUUGUCAACCUGUGUCCCAAGUGACAAUACAAGGCACAGGACUGUGCUUUUCGCCAUACUGCCAGCACUAAUAUUUGGUUUGCUGUUUUUAAAAUGUUUUCUGGGACGCCCAUAGCAGAUAAACACGGAGAACUAGGAAGCCAGUCCCCGGUGCCAAAAAGGUGGGGGACCGUUGCUGUACGCAUGCAGAACAGCAGCUUCUCCUGGAUAAAGAGGUGAAUUGCCCCAGCUCUCCCCUGGGCGGCCAUCAUAGAAACCCGAGAUCCCUGGAGUCACCGUGCAAAGGCCUUUGCUCCUGAGCCCGCACUCUCCCUGCAGUUCCUGUCACGUGAGAGUCUUCAGCCUGGAAGAGGAGAUGUUUCUUCCCUCCAAGGUGCGUGUUUGCAAAGGGGCCCCGGGACACAGUGACAUCCAGCUCCCCACAGCGUCAGUAAGAGGGAGACCGAGGCCUGGAAGCCCUGCGCACCCCAGAGAAGAGCCCCGCUUGGCCUCCAGGUGGCUUAGCUGUCUAACGAAAUGUGUCUUCUGUACUUUGCUCCCCAUACGCUCUCUCUGGCCCUUUCUGACCCCAUCAGUCAACAGUAAAAUUCCUAGUAUCCUCUUCAACGAAUGUUCCUGUCCCCUUUCUGUUGUCAUGAACCCUGGCUCUCCCCUAGGUUGCUGCUUCCCGCAACCCUCUCAAGGGGAAGCUCUCCUCUCCUGUGCGCCUUGUAUGCUGGUCCCAGAGGGAGGGGGGCGUCCUCGCGGCUCGUUCCUGCUUUCAGACCAUUGCUCCUUGCCCAGCUUUGAUGCUCACACCAGCAGAUCACCACCACCUGAUAGCCUUUUUCCGAGUUACCCUUUUUAUUCCUCGUGGCGUAAAGAUGUUUAGUACCAGGUGGAAAUCACUCUCCCUUAACACUGCUCCUUUCGGAAUCUUGAGUGUUUUCAAAACCUGCGAAUCAUGGUCCCCCAGGGCUCUUCCUUUCCCAGCACCGCCCUGGCCCUGCUCCUGACCUUUUUAUCAGUAAAGCCCGCAGUCUCUCACCAUCUCAGCUACAAGCAUGCCCUCUCUGCUUGUCAUCUUCCACACCACACCCUUGAGGGCCCCGAAUCCCAAACUCCUGCAACCCCACCAGGACCUGCAAGCCAGCCAUCCUGCCUCUUCCCUGGCCCUCAGCUGCUCGGGGUCCUCGUUCUCCUCACUGUUUGGGGUCUUCAGUGUGCAUCAGUGUAAUCACUCCUCUAACCCUCACUCUUUACCCCCUCACUUGGCCAAACCCCAACUGUGGUUAUAGUUGCAUCUACUAGUUCCCUCCCUGCAUCCAAACUGCUGAACACCCUGGAGAAAAACACACCACCCAGCUGACAAGUUUGAUUUCAAUGACCGCAGACCUCAAAGGGACUCACAGUGUUUCUCAGCUGUCCUCGCUGCAUUGCCCUGGUCCGUUCACUGCCUCCUCAUUGCUCUUCUUAGACCUGCAAUACUAACAACCCUCAACUGCUCAGCCUGCUUCCCGUAUCACUGAAAACAAAAGCACGGAGGAGAACCCUUCUGCCGCCUAGCCCCCGCCUUCCCACCACACAUCUCCUCAGCCAGCUGCAUCGGCACCCAUGUGCUUUGCCUCUUGUUACCGUGGGUGAAAUCUCCUUGCUCCUAAAACCAAUCUCUCCACUUGUCUUAGUGUGCUCGGGUUGCCAUAACAAAAUACCAUAGACUGGUUGGCUUAAAACACAGAAAUGUAUUUGUCUCAGUUCUAGAGGCUGGGAAGUCCCACAUCAGGUGCCGGCCAGUGUGGUUCCUGGUGAGAACUCUUCUUGUCUGGCUGUGUCCUCACAUGGCAGGGAGAAGAGCUGUGGUGUCUCUUCCUCUUAGAAGGGCACCAAUCUACUGGAUUGGGGACCUCCCCUUAUGACCUCAUUUAACAUUUAUCACCUCCUCGAAGGCCUUAUCUCCAAAUACAGCCACAGUAGGGGUGAGGGUUUCAACGUGAAUUUUAGGGGACGAAUCACUCACGCUGCUUAUGCACAGGACAUCAUCUCCCCUCGUCUGCGGAGGGACAUGACUCUUGUCUUUAUCCUCCUGUCUCCACAUCAUCAGCUUUUACUUUUCAACGACGUCAUACAAACAUACUGUCAUUUCUCAUAUCUUCAAAAAACCAAAAUGCUCUUGACUACACUUCCCCGUCCAGCUCUUGUCUCAUUUUUCUGCUCUCUUUUAUGAAAAGUUCCUCAAAAGAAUGAUCUGUACUUCAUUUUUCUGACUCCUCUCUCCCCAUUCUUUCUUUUUUUUUUUUUAAGAUUUGUCUAUUAUUUAUUGACUUUAUUUUUAUUUUUGGCUGCAUCGGGUCCUAGUUGCGGCACGCGGGAUCUUCG